UAUCGACUAAGAGCCAAAGUGUCGGGGGAGCGUCACUGUCAGGCGGAGGGCGCGGAAGCAAUACACACGACGACGACGACGACGACGACGGCCUAGAAUCGAAAAUUUGACGAGAGGGUGGUGUUCUUGGUUUUUGUGUGUGGCAAUAUACACAGCACCACUCGACACAGAUCUCGUAGGUUUCGCGGCGCGCGCGCUUGUCGAAGUCUCGAUGCGCGAACUAUCGAAAUGGUGGUGUGCUGACCAAAAGGGUGGAGUGGUGGUUACUGGAAAUUUGCCAGAACAUGGGGAAGUAACGUGUCUCUCGCGUUCGUGCCCCUAAUCGACGACUUCUUGUCGGUAAUCUGGUCGUUCCCCGUUCUGGCAACUGUUUGCGAAAGUGAAUUUAAAAAGAAAGCAAAAAAAAAGAAAAAGAAAAAAACGCAACCAACACCCCCCCCCCAAAAAAAAAAACAAAAACAAAAAAUGAGACCAUUAAACGCACUUUGGCACGUCGCGACCGCGAGUGCUCAUUCUCAUUUUUCCCUCUAUUUACGCGAAAUGUCACCCUAAGCAGAAAUCCCGACAGGCAGCAUUGGUAUUCCCAAAAGCGUCGCCCACCACCACCACCACAUCAUCAUCAUCAUGCUGAUAAUUAAUUCGUAACCGGAAAUCGCCUUUUCCCGAGGGCGUUAAAGCGGGAAAACCAGGAGGGAAUUUAUUUUUUUGGGAAACCAAGGAAAUAAAGGGAGAUGUAUGCAGCAGCGGGUGGUGCUUCCAUUGCCAAUAGAAGAAAACAACAAAAGCGGUUGCAGCUGAAUAAGCGGUCAGAUGUUGCGACUGCAUCAGCUGCAGCUGCUGCAGCAAGGAUCAAAAAUACUCCAGCAACAACUAGUCACAAUACGAGAAAAUUUUCACGUCCACAAUCAUCAUCAACACUAUCAGCACCACCAACGUCGUGCGCCUUCCAUUGUAUAGAACGACGACGUCGGGUUGAAAGGUGCCAGCAAUUGGCCCCAAUUUCUCCUAUACAAUUUCCCAUUUCACCACCGCCACUAUCCUUAGAAUCACCAAGCCCUAAUAAAUCGUCAAAUUUUCCAUUUCCACCGCCUUCCAUCCUCGGAGUCUCUGCUACAGAAUUACUACAGUGCGGUGGACAAGCAUCGAGUAAAGCAGCAUGGCAAGGAUGCAAUCGACCUCCACAUCUAGAAUCCCCAGUCUCUCCGCAAGGAUCACGAGAAGGCUACAAAACCAAACAAUGUGAAGCUCAUCGACGAUGGAUGAAAAGAAACAGGAUACGAGAUGCGAGUUACUGUUAUGGAAGCAGUGGAGAGGACGACGAGGAAGAAGACGGAUCUGGUGCACGUCGAACAGGUGAAGUGAGUGCAGCGGCAAAUACAUUAUUAUACACUGGACUUGGAACAACUGCACUUGGCCUAGUAAUUUCUUUCGUUGGAACGGGAGAAAAAGGAUUCCUCAGCCCGGAAUUAAGACUAAUUGGACCGUCACUACUUUGUGCUGGUUUACUAUGUUGCUUCCUACGGGUGUUCCUCUGUAUUUGUCUAUGUCCCUGUGGACAUUGUCGUUGGAAACCCUGUCCCUGUGUCUCCAAGAAAAAUCGCAAAAAACAUAAAGAGGAAGUGCCCUCGCUGGAACCGUCGCUACCAACAGCUUCACUUUUAUCGCCCUUGUCACAACCGGCAAUGCCUUCAUCCUCCUGUAUAAUUUCACCAGUGACAAGAGGACGUGAACUUCUACUUUCACCUGCCCAAUUACCUGAGUGACGGUCCCGAUAAUGAAAAUCAAAAACUUUUUCUACAACACAAAAAAAAACACAAAAAUUUUACUGCCGGUACCAGAGUGGAGCGAGAAUUUACGUGAAAAAUCAGAGUUACAUCCACUCGCGAAUCGUUAUAUAUAUAAACUAGUUAACCACGAUUUAGUGCUUUAAUUGAAAAAAAGAGAAUUGAGAAUAAAUAAUAAGCUGAUGUUUUCUAA
Messenger RNA from Leptopilina boulardi, 1977 nucleotides. RefSeq lists its product as uncharacterized. Bases 732 to 1763 code for a protein of 343 amino acids. The transcript is spliced from 4 exons. The record is from RefSeq and is a predicted model, not a curated record. Lineage: Eukaryota; Metazoa; Arthropoda; Insecta; Hymenoptera; Figitidae.